UAUAUCGAUGAGCAACAUGCUUUCCUCCAUGGGCUCAAAGGGAACAGUGAAUAGCCAUACUUCGAUGCUUUCGGUUGAGGAGCUGCUGGACGGGCAACGUAAUAACUGACAAUUGCAAUUGAAUUGUGCUUAACUGUUAUCUUGAACAAGAUAUUCCUAACAGCAACAGCAACGCUUGCAAGCUGCAAUCUGCAAUCUGUGAAAAAGGAAACGCACAUAUAUAUAUAUUUAUAUAUAUAUAUACCAAAAUAUAGAAUAGCAGCAGUGAUAAUUAACAAUAUCAAAUAGAGACAUAGUCAAUUUGAGUGUUGUUUGUUAUUAUAGACUGUCUGUCGGCUGUCUGCCUAUAUUUAUUUGUUUACUUUUGCGGUUGCUUUUGUUGUUCUUGGCUGUUGUUGUAUUGCUCUUGGUUGUUGUCGUUGUCGUCGUUGCCGUUGACAUCAAUUGCUGCUCAAGUUGAACGCACGGCAUGGCAAGCAGCUUUGAAGUCGCAGUCGCAAUCGCCGACGCCAACGCCGACGUCAAUAAUGCUGGCGUCAACCUGAAGGCACGAGUCAAUGGCUUAAUGGGCAGCGGCGACGUCCCAGCAGAUGUAGCUGACAAUAUGGAGCAGCUCCAGGAUGGGCUAAGCUGCAAUGAGCUGUUUAAUAAUGGCGAUGGCCUAACCUACAAUGAUUUUCUUAUAUUACCCGGCUAUAUAAACUUUGCCGCCGAGGAUGUUGAUCUUGGUUCUCCACUAACCAAGAAAAUCGCAUUGCGUGCACCGUUAGUCAGCUCGCCAAUGGACACGGUAACCGAAUCGGAGAUGGCCAUAGCAAUGGCGCUGUGUGGUGGCAUUGGGAUCAUCCAUCACAACUGCACGCCGGAGUAUCAAGCUUUGGAGGUGCACAAGGUUAAGAAAUACAAACAUGGCUUUAUGCGUGAUCCAUCUGUGAUGUCGCCGACCAAUACCGUUGGCGAUGUGCUCGAGGCUCGUCGCAAGAACGGAUUCACCGGCUAUCCGGUCACCGAGAAUGGCAAACUGGGCGGCAAACUGUUGGGCAUGGUCACCUCACGUGACAUUGAUUUCCGUGAGAAUCAACCGGAGGUGAAGCUGGCCGAUAUCAUGACCACCGAGCUGGUAACCGCACCCAAUGGCAUCACAUUGCCCAUGGCAAAUGCCAUACUGGAGAAGAGCAAGAAGGGCAAAUUGCCGAUUGUGAAUCAGAAUGGUGAACUGGUUGCAAUGAUUGCACGCACCGAUUUGAAAAAGGCACGCUCCUAUCCAAAUGCAUCAAAGGAUUCCAAUAAGCAGCUGCUUGUCGGCGCCGCGAUUGGAACACGGAACGAGGAUAAGGCACGUCUACAACUGUUGGUGGCAAAUGGCGUGGAUGUCAUCAUACUGGACUCAUCGCAGGGCAAUUCCAUUUACCAGGUCGAGAUGAUCAAGUACAUCAAGGAGAAGUAUCCCGAUCUGCAGGUCAUUGGUGGCAAUGUUGUUACACGCGCCCAGGCCAAGAACCUCAUCGAUGCCGGCGUUGAUGGACUACGCGUGGGCAUGGGCUCCGGCUCCAUCUGCAUCACACAGGAGGUAAUGGCAUGUGGUUGCCCCCAGGCCACCGCCGUCUAUCAGGUAUCCACAUUUGCCAAACAAUUUGGUGUACCGGUCAUUGCCGAUGGCGGCAUCCAAUCGAUUGGCCACAUUGUUAAGGCUCUGGCGCUGGGUGCCAGUGCCGUUAUGAUGGGCUCCCUAUUGGCGGGCACAUCGGAGGCACCUGGCGAAUAUUUCUUUUCCGAUGGUGUGCGCUUGAAGAAAUACCGAGGCAUGGGCUCACUGGAGGCCAUGGAACGUGGCGAUGCUAAAGGUGCUGCCAUGUCGCGUUACUAUCACAACGAAAUGGAUAAGAUGAAGGUUGCCCAGGGUGUCAGCGGUAGCAUUGUGGACAAGGGCUCCGUAUUACGCUAUCUACCGUAUUUGGAGUGCGGACUGCAGCAUAGUUGUCAGGACAUUGGCGCCAAUUCGAUAAGCAAACUCAGACAAAUGAUCUAUAAUGGGCAAUUGCGUUUCAUGAAGCGCACACAUUCGGCCCAGUUGGAAGGCAACGUGCACGGCCUUUUCAGCUAUGAGAAGCGUCUCUUCUAACAUACAACAAGCGCUGCAGCGUCGUUAACUGGCGGCGGAGUGGGCGCUCAUCAUCAUCAGCAACAACAACAACCCAGAACACAGCAGCAGCAGCAGCAACAACACCACCAACAACACCACCAACAACACCACCAACAACACCCACAACACCACCAACAACACCACCAACAACAACGACAACAGCAACAACACCAUCGACUUGCCUACUGUGGAAGUCGAGAAUUCUUAGAGCGAUCCUAUGAUAGAGAGAACGUUGCAAUCGCAUCCCUAAAACGUCGCAUGUGAUCUAUGCAAAUGCCCAUUUUCCAAAAUUUUAUAUAGUUCUUAAGCUUCUUUCUAAAACUGUUAAAAAUUGAUCAUCUAGGAUCAAUCAAAUUGUCGAAUCUUUUGAAUCUAUCCAGCAGCUGAAUGGAGUCAAACCACUAGAGGCAAACAUACUUAUAUAAGUCGUAUAUAUAUACUUAUAUACAAGAUAUCAACUCUAUAUGCCAAAACUUAUUAAAUGUACAUUUUCCUGGAAAGAAGAACGCUUGAAAUUAUUUUAAUGGCGACUUAAACGCUAACGGUUUUUACAGCGAUCAUUCCUUUUCCACCUACAAAUAAAAAAAAAAACAAAUAUAUAUACAAACAAAAUACCAUGCAA
Messenger RNA from Drosophila innubila, 2765 nucleotides. It is a transcript of the gene ras, whose product is annotated as inosine-5'-monophosphate dehydrogenase. Gene Ontology annotation, molecular function: IMP dehydrogenase activity. Gene Ontology annotation, cellular component: cytoplasm. NCBI's taxonomy places the organism in Eukaryota, Metazoa, Arthropoda, Insecta, Diptera, Drosophilidae. The record is from RefSeq and is a predicted model, not a curated record. Gene Ontology annotation, biological process: GTP biosynthetic process. The transcript has 6 exons. Bases 470 to 2122 code for a protein of 550 amino acids.